Messenger RNA from Sphenostylis stenocarpa, 1089 nucleotides. The record is from the annotation of a GenBank genome assembly. Lineage: Eukaryota; Viridiplantae; Streptophyta; Magnoliopsida; Fabales; Fabaceae.
AUGGGUUUUCGGUUGUUCAUGCUUUUGGUUGUUAUGUUUCCGUUGUGUUUUUGUGUUGAUGCUGCUUGCUCUAAUAGAAACUGCAAGCUAAAUGAUAAGUGCUCGUCUAAUGGUGCUUGUGGAGCUGGGCUCUAUUGUUUCUCAUGCCCAUUUGGGUCUUUAGGCUCCAGGUGUGUGAGAUCUUCCAUCACAGAUCAAUUCAAGCUCAUAAAUAACUCUCUACCGUUCAACAAAUAUGCAUUUUUGACAACGCACAACUCAUUUGCCAUUGAUGGAGAACCAUCACACACAGGAGUGCGUCGAGUUACCAUCACUAACCAAGAAGACAGUGUAACCCAGCAGCUAAAAAAUGGAGUUAGAGGACUAAUGCUAGAUACAUACGAUUUUGAUGGAGAGGUGUGGUUGUGUCAUUCAUUUCAGGGCCAGUGCUAUGACUUCACAGCUUUUGAACCGGCUAUAGAUGCACUGAAGGAAAUUGAAGCUUUUCUAUCAGCCAACCCAGCAGAAAUUGUCACACUCAUAUUAGAAGACUAUGUCAAAACACCAAAAGGAUUGACAAAAGUCUUCACGGAGGCUGGUUUGAUGAAGUUUUGGUUUCCUGUGACUAGAAUGCCAAAGGGAGGAGGAGACUGGCCUCUGGUGAGUGACAUGGUUGCUAAAAAUCAAAGAUUGCUAGUGUUCACAUCUGUCAGGUCCAAAGAACAAAGUGAAGGCAUUGCAUACCAGUGGAAUUACAUGGUUGAAAAUCAGUAUGGGGACGGUGGAAGGAGAGCAGGAAGCUGUCCACAUAGAGCAGAAUCAUCUCCUCUUGAUGACAAGAGCAAGUCAUUGGUGCUGGUAAACUAUUUUCGCUCUGCUCCACUUAAGUCAAUCACAUGUAAAGACAACUCUGAAGGUCUCAUUAACAUGCUACAAACCUGUCAUGGUGGUGCUGGCAACAGAUGGGCUAAUUAUGUUGCUGUUGACUAUUACAAGAGAAGUGAAGGAGGAGGAUCCUUUAAAGCUCUGGACACUCUCAAUGGGAAGUUAUUGUGCGGUUGUAAUGAUGUUCAUGCCUGUGUGGCUGGAUCUACUUCACAAGCUUGCUGA